CGCCUCCCCGCACAGGGGCCCGGCCACUCGGAGCAGCUCCGCCGCGGGGACUGCACCGCCCGCCCUGCCGGACCCGCCCCGACCGGGGCUCGAAGCCUGCAGCAGCCGCAGCUCCGCGACCACGGCCCACCGCGGGCCAUGUCUGUGCCCCGGGGUUGAGCGCUCAGAUGUGGAAUUGGAGGCUCGGGGGAUCUUAAGGGACUUGGCAGGGGGUGGCCCAGCUGGGAGGAUCAGAUCCAGGACUUGACGCUGAGCCGGCCUCCUCUAACCUGUCUCCGUGCUCCCAGGCUGGCUGUGUGACCGAGAUUCCCCACGGAGAGACUGAGGAGAGGACAGGAAGGAGGGGCGGGCUCCUGGCAAGGCAUUCGCUCCUGAACUGAGUCCUGCAAAAGAUGGAGAAGGAGGAGGAGACAACACGGGAGCUGCUGCUGCCCAAUUGGCAGGGCAGUAGUUCCUCCCACGGGCUGACCAUUGCCCAGAGGGAAGAUGGCGUCUUUGUGCAGGAGGUCAUGCAGAAUUCCCCUGCGGCCCGCACUGGGGUGGUCAAGGAGGGGGACCAGAUUGUGGGUGCCACCAUCUACUUCGACAACCUGCAGUCAGGAGAGGUGACGCAGUUGCUGAGUUGCAUGGGGCACCACACCGUGGGUCUGAAGCUGCACCGUAAGGGGGACCGCUCCCCUGAGCCUGGCCAGACCUGGACCCAGGAGGUCUUCAGCUCCCACUCCUCAGAAGUGGUUCUGAGCGGGGAUGAUGAGGAGUACCAGCGCAUCUAUGACACAAAGAUCAAGCCUCGGCUGAAGUCGGAGGACGGAAUGGAAGGGGAGACCCAGAGCCGCACCAUCACGGUGACUAGAAGGGUCACGGCCUACACUGUGGAUGUGACGGGCCGGGAAGGAGCCAAGGACAUCGACAUCAGCAGCCCUGACUUCAAGAUCAAGAUUCCACGGCACGAACUGACCGAAAUUUCCACUGUGGAUGUGCAGAGCCAGCCUGGAAAGACAGUGAUCAGGCUGCCCUCAGGCUUGGGGGAAGCGUCUUCGACCACAGGCUCUGCUGUGGACAUUCAAGCAGGUUCCAUUUCCACUUCCGGACCAGAGCUCCAAGGUGCCAGCCACUCGAAACUCCAGGUCACCGUGCCUGGCAUAAAGGUGGGAAGCCCAGGCGUCAAUGUCGGUUCAAAGGGCCUAGACUUGGGUGGCAAAGGGGGAGUCCAAAUUCCAGAAGUGGGCAUUUCAUCUGCUUUUAGGGGCGGGGCAGUAGAGGUACAGGGCCCAUCUCUUGAGAAUGACAAUAAUGGGAAAAUUAAAAUUCCCACCAUGAAGGUGCCCAAAUUGGGUGUCUCCACAGGGCCCGAGGGCCAGUUUUCAGAGACAGGGUUUAGUAUUUCUGCACCUGAAUUGUCUGUGGGGCACAAGGGCAGCAAGCCAGGCAUGACCAUGGGUGGGAACAUCCAAACCCCUCAGCUAGAAGUCAGUGCUCCCUGUGCCAGUGUUGAGGGGAAGCUGAAGGGCCCCCAGAUUACCGGACCAUCACUUGAGGGAGACCUAAGCCUGAAAGGUGCCAAGCCACAGGGGAAUAUAGGGAUGAAUAUCUCUGCUCCAAAAGUCAAGGGCAACAUCACUGGCCCCAGUGUGGAAGUUCAAGGCCCUGAUGUUGAUAUGCAGGGGCCUGGAGGCAAACUGAAUAUGCCCAAGAUGAAAGUCCCCAAAUUCUCUGUAUCGGGUUCUAAGGGAGAAGGAGCUGGAAUUGAUGUGAUACAACCCACAGGUGAAGUGACUCUUCCUGGGGUCUCUGGGCAUGUCAGCCUGCCUAAGGUUGCUACUGGGGGGCUGGAAGGGAAGAUAAAGGGUACUAAAGUCAAGAAUCCUGAAAUGGUUAUUCAGAAACCUAAAAUCUCCUUGCAGGAGGUGGAUCUGACCCUGGGGUCCUCCAAACUGAAAGGAGAUAUUAAACUUCCCACUCAGGAGGUGCAAAGUGAUGUUAAGGGACCUCAAGUGACAGUUAAAGGCUCCAAAGUGGACGUACAGACACCCAGCCUAGAGGGGACCCUGGCAGGACCCAAGCUGAGUGGUUCUCCUGGGAAAGUCGGAACCUGCAGUAUCUCUAUGGCAGAUGUAGACCUAACCGUGGGUGCACCUAAAGUGAAAGGGGGUGCAGAUGCCACACUCCCAAAAGUAGAAGGGAAAGUCAAAGUCCCUGAAGUUAAUGUCAGAGGCCCCAAAGUGGAUGUCAGUGCCCCAGAUGUGGAUCUUCAUGGCCCAGAGUGGAACCUGAAAAUGCCCAAGAUGAAAAUGCCCAAGUUCAGCACUCCUGGAGUCAAAGGGGAAGGUCUGGACGUAGAUGUGAAUCUACCCAAAGGACAUGCCAGUAUUACAGGGCCCAACGUCAACAUGGAAGUCCCAGAUGUCAACAUAGGAGGCCAGGGGCGUGAAUUUAAAGGCCCUGAUGUUAAGUUGCCUGAAGUGAGUGUCAAGACACCAAAGAUCUCCAUGCCUGAUGUAGAGCUACAUGUUAAAGGCACAAAGAUAAAAGGAGAGUAUGAUGUAACGGCACCAAAACUGGAAGGGGAACUGAAAGGCCCCCAGGUGAACAUUAAUGCUCCAGAUGUGGAUGUUCACGGCCCCGACUGGCAUCUGAAGAUGCCCAAGAUGAAAAUGCCCAAGUUCACAGUGCCAGGGCUCAAAGCAGAGGGCCCAGAUGUGGACGUGAACCUGCCCAAGCCUGAUGUGGACAUUUCCGGGCCCAAGGUAGAUGUUAGUGCUCCUGAUGUGAGAAUUGAGGGACCAGAAGGAAAAUUGAAAGGGCCCAAAUUUAAGAUGCCUGAGAUGAACAUCAAAGCCCCCAAGAUCUCCAUGCCAGAUGUGGGUUUACAUCUGAAAGGCCCUAGUGUAAAAGGAGAAUAUGAUGUCACAGCACCAAAGAUUGAAGGUGAGGUUAAAGUUCCCGAUGUUGAACUCAAAAGUGCCAAAGUGGACAUUGAUGUCCCAGAUGUGGAUGUGCAUGGCCCAGAUUGGCACCUGAAGAUGCCCAAGAUGAAAAUGCCAAAGUUCAGCAUGCCUGGCUUCAAAGCAGAGGGCCCAGAAGUGGAUGUGAACCUGCCCAAAGCUGACAUUGACAUCUCAGGACCCAAGGUGGAUGUUGAAGUUCCAGAUGUGAACAUCGAAGGACCUGAAGGAAAGCUGAAGGGUCCCAAGUUUAAGAUGCCUGAGAUGAAUAUCAAGGCCCCAAAGAUCUCCAUGCCUGAUGUGGACUUGCAUAUGAAAGGUCCCAAGGUCAAGGGAGAAUAUGAUGUCACAGUGCCAAAGCUGGAAGGUGACCUGAAAGGGCCAAAAGUAGAUGUCAGUGCCCCAGAUGUUGAAGUUCAUGGUCCUGAUUGGAACCUAAAGAUGCCCAAGAUGAAAAUGCCCAAAUUUACCAUGCCUAGUCUCAAAGGAGAGGGCCCAGAACUUGAUGUGAACCUGCCCAAGCAUGAUGUGGACCUUUCUGCACCCAAGGUAGAUGUUAGUGCUCCAGAUCUGAGCCUUGAAGGACCUGAAGGGAAGUUGAAAGGCCCCAAGUUUAAGAUGCCUGAAAUGCACUUCAAAGCUCCUAAGAUGACUCUGCCUGAUGUUGACCUUGAUCUUAAAGGACCCAAAAUGAAAGGAAAUCUAGAUAUGUCUGCACCAAAAAUAGAAGGUGAGAUGAAAGUUCCAGACGUGGAAAUCAAAGGCCCCAAGAUAGAUAUGAAAGCACCAGAUGUGGAGGUACAAGGAGACUGGGGCCUGAAAAUGCCCAAGAUGAAAAUGCCAAAGUUCAGCAUGCCUGGCUUCAAAGCAGAGGGCCCAGAAGUGGAUGUGAACCUGCCCAAGGCCGACAUUGACGUCUCUGGACCCAAGGUUGACAUUGAAGCCCCAGAUGUGAGCCUGGAGGGACCAGAAGGGAAGCUGAAGGGUCCCAAGUUUAAGAUGCCUGAGAUGCAUUUCAAGGCCCCCAAGAUCUCCAAGCCUGAUUUACAUUUGAAAGGCCCCAAAGUCAAAGGGGAUGUGGAUGUGGAUGUGUCUAUGCCCAAGAUAGAAGGUGAAAUGAAAGUGCCAGAUAUGGACAUCAAAGGACCCAAAGUAGACAUUGAUGUCCCAGAUGUGGAUGUUCAUGGCCCAGACUGGAACCUGAAGAUGCCCAAGAUGAAAAUGCCCAAGUUCAGCAUGCCUGGCUUCAAAGCAGAGGGCCCAGAAGUGGAUGUGAAUCUGCCCAAGGCCGACAUUGACAUCUCUGGACCCAAGGUUGACAUUGAAGCCCCAGAUGUGAGCCUGGAGGGACCAGAAGGGAAGCUGAAGGGUCCCAAGUUUAAGAUGCCUGAGAUGCACUUCAAGACUCCCAAGAUCUCCAUGCCUGAUGUGAACCUAAACCUUAAGGGACCAAAACUAAAGGGAGAUGCAGAUGUGUCUUUGCCUGAUGUAGAAGGUGAAAUAAAAGUGCCAGAUGUCAAUCUUAAAGGACCCAAGGUUGACAUUAGUGCCCCAGAUGUGGAUGUUCAUGGCCCAGACUGGCACCUGAAGAUGCCCAAGAUGAAAAUGCCCAAGUUCAGCAUGCCUGGCUUCAAAGCAGAAGGCCCAGAAGUGGACGUGAACCUGCCCAAAGCUGACAUUGACGUCUCAGGACCCAAGGUAGAUGUGGAAGUUCCAGAUGUGAACGUUGAAGGUCCAGAUGCAAAACUAAAGGGUCCUAAAUUUAAGAUGCCAGAAGUGAAUAUAAAGCCUCAGAAGAUACCCAUGCCAGAUGUUGGUUUGCAUUUGAAAGGUCCUAAAAUGAAAGGAGAUUUUGAUGUUACAGUCCCAAAAGUAGAAGGAGAGAUAAAAGCUCCUGAUGUGGACGUUAAAGGUCCCAAAGUGGAUAUCAGUGCACCAGAUGUGGGGGUUCAUGGUCCAGACUGGCACCUGAAGAUGCCCAAAGUGAAAAUGCCAAAGUUCAGCAUGCCUGGCUUCAAAGGAGAGGGCCCAGAAGUGGAUGUGAACCUUCCCAAGGCUGACGUUAGUGUCUCUGGACCCAAGGUGGACAUUAAUGCCCCAGAUGUGACUCUUGAAAGUCCAGAGGGGAAGCUAAAGGGUCCCAAGUUCAAAAUGCCAAGCAUGAAUAUACAGACACACAAAAUUUCUAUGCCUGAUGUUGGACUUAAUCUGAAAGCCCCUAAACUGAAGACUGAUGUAGAUGUUUCCCUCCCUAAAGUGGAAGGAGACCUAAAAUUUCCUGAAAUAGAUGUGAAAGCUCCUCAGGUGGAUGUGGAUGUUGGUGAUAUUGAUAUUGAAUGUCCUGAAGGAAAGAUGAAAGGCCCUAAAUUUAAGAUGCCUGAGAUGCACUUUAAAGCCCCCAAGAUCUCCAUGCCUGAUGUACACUUGAAAGGCCCCAAAGUCAAAGGGGAUGUGGAUGUGUCCGUGCCCAAGAUAGAAGGUGAAAUGAAAGUGCCAGAUGUGGACAUCAAAGCCCCCAAAAUGGACAUUGAUGCACCAGAUGUGGAUGUUCAAGGCCCAGACUGGCACCUGAAGAUGCCCAAAGUGAAAAUGCCCAAGUUCAGCAUGCCUGGCUUCAAAGGAGAGGGCCCAGAAGUGGAUGUAAACUUGCCAAAGGCUGACAUUAAUGUUUCUGGCCCCAAACUGGACAUUGAUGCUCCUGAUUUGGAUAUUGAGGGACCAGAAGGAAAAUUAAAAGGCUCUAAAUUUAAGAUGCCUAAAUUGAAUAUCAAAACUUCCAAGAUAUCCAUGCCAAAUGUGGACUUGAAUUUGAAGGGACCCAAACUGAAAGGUGAGAUAGAUGCUUCCAUGCCAGAACUAGAAGGUGAUAUCAGAGGUCCCAGCGUGGAUGUGGAGGUGCCCGAUGUCGAUCUGGAAUGUCCUGAUGCAAAGUUGAAGGGUCCCAAGUUUAAGAUGCCUGAGAUGCACUUCAAGACCCCCAAGAUCUCCAUGCCUGAUGUACAUUUGAAAGGCCCCAAAGUCAAAGGGGAUGUGGAUGUGUCUGUGCCAAAAUUGGAGGGAGAUUUGAAGGGUCCCAAUGUGGACAUAGCGCUGCCUGACGUCGAUCUGGAAUGUCCUGAUGCAAAGUUGAAGGGUCCCAAGUUUAAGAUGCCUGAGAUGCACUUCAAGACCCCCAAGAUCUCCAUGCCUGAUGUACAUUUGAAAGGCCCCAAAGUCAAAGGGGAUGUGGAUGUGUCUGUGCCCAAGAUAGAAGGUGAAAUGAAAGUGCCAGAUGUGGACAUCAAAGGACCCAAAGUAGACAUUGAUGUCCCAGAUGUGGAUGUUCAUGGCCCAGACUGGAACCUGAAGAUGCCCAAGAUGAAAAUGCCCAAGUUCAGCAUGCCUGGCUUCAAAGCAGAGGGCCCAGAAGUGGAUGUGAACCUGCCCAAGGCCGACAUUGACAUCUCUGGACCCAAGGUUGACAUUGAAGCCCCAGAUGUGAGCCUGGAGGGACCAGAAGGGAAGCUGAAGGGUCCUAAGUUUAAGAUGCCUGAUAUGCAUUUCAAGACCCCCAAGAUCUCCAUGCCUGAUGUAGACUUACACUUGAAAGGCCCCAAAGUCAAAGGGGAUGUGGAUGUGUCUGUGCCAAAAUUGGAGGGAGAUUUGAAGGGUCCCAAUGUGGACAUAGCGCUGCCUGACGUCGAUCUGGAAUGUCCUGAUGCAAAGUUGAAGGGUCCCAAGUUUAAGAUGCCUGAGAUGCACUUCAAGACCCCCAAGAUCUCCAUGCCUGAUGUACAUUUGAAAGGCCCCAAAGUCAAAGGGGAUGUGGAUGUGUCUGUGCCCAAGAUAGAAGGUGAAAUGAAAGUGCCAGAUGUGGACAUCAAAGGACCCAAAGUAGACAUUGAUGUCCCAGAUGUGGAUGUUCAUGGCCCAGACUGGAACCUGAAGAUGCCCAAGAUGAAAAUGCCCAAGUUCAGCAUGCCUGGCUUCAAAGCAGAGGGCCCAGAAGUGGAUGUGAAUCUGCCCAAGGCCGACAUUGACAUCUCUGGACCCAAGGUUGACAUUGAAGCCCCAGAUGUGAGCCUGGAGGGACCAGAAGGGAAGUUGAAAGGCCCUAAGUUCAAGAUGCCAGACAUGCACUUCCAUGCUCCCAAGAUCUCCAUGCCUGAUGUUGACUUCAACUUAAAGGGGCCUAAAGUGAAAGGAGACUUUGAUGUUUCUGCCCCAAAGAUGGAAGGAGAGUUCAAGGGUCCAGAAUUGGAUGUCAAGGGCCCCAAAUUGGAUGUUGAAGUGCCAGACGUAGCUGUGGAAGGCCCAGAUGGCAAAUGGAAAAGUCCUAAAUUUAAGAUGCCAGAUAUGCAUUUUAAAGCUCCCAAAAUCUCCAUGCCAGAUGUCAAUCUACACUUAAAAAGCCCCAAGAUCAAAGGAGAAGUGGAUGUAGAUGUUCCCAAAUUGGAAGGGGACCUCAAAGGUGACAUCAGUGGGCCAGAUACCGACAUUGAAGGGCCAGAGGGCAAAUUGAAAGGCCCCAAGUUCAAGAUGCCUGACAUGCAUUUCAAAGCCCCAAAUAUUUCUAUGCCUGAUGUGGACCUGAAUCUGAAAGGACCUAAAAUCAAGGGGGAUGUUGAUGUGUCUGUGCCUGAGGUAGAAGGUAAAGUACCAGAUGUGAACAUCAAGGGCCCCAAAGCAGACAUAAGUGUUCCUGAAGUUCACGGACCAGACUGGCACCUGAAGAUGCCCAAGAUGAAAAUGCCAAAGUUCAGCAUGCCUGGCUUCAAAGCAGAGGGUCCAGAAGUGGAUGUGAACCUGCCCAAGGCCGACAUUGAUGUCUCAGUGCCCAAAGUGGACAUUGAAGGUCCUGAUGUUAACAUUGAAGGACCAGAAGGAAAAUUGAAAGGUCCUAAAUUCAAGAUGCCUGAGAUGAACAUCAAAGCCCCCAAGAUCUCCAUGCCUGACAUUGAUUUGCAUCUGAAAGGCCCAAAAGUAAAGGGCGAUGUGGACGUUUCUCUGCCUAAAGUUGAAGGCCCUGAAGUUGACAUAAAGGGCCCCAAAGUGGACAUUGAUGUACCAGAUGUAGAUGUUCAUGGCCCAGAUUGGCAUCUGAAGAUGCCCAAGGUGAAAAUGCCCAAGUUCAGCAUGCCUGGCCUCAAAGGAGAGGGCCCAGAAGUGGAUGUGAACCUGCCCAAGGCUGACAUUGAUGUCUCAGGACCCAAAGUGGACAUUGAAGGUCCGGAUGUGAAUAUUGAAGGACCAGAAGGAAAGUGGAAAAGUCCAAAGUUUAAGAUGCCUGAAAUGCAUUUUAAGACUCCAAAGUUAUCCAUGCCAGAUAUUGAUCUUAAUCUAACAGGUCCAAAAAUAAAAGGAGGCAUGGAAGUCACAGGUCCCAAGGUAGAAGGAGAUCUGAAAGGCCCUGAAGUUGACCUCAAGGGCCCCAAAGUGGACAUUGAUGUCCCAGAUGUGGAUGUUCAUGGACCAGACUGGCACUUGAAGAUGCCUAAGAUGAAAAUGCCCAAGUUCAGCAUGCCAGGAUUCAAAGCAGAGGGCCCAGAAGUGGAUGUGAACCUUCCCAAAGCGGACAUUGAUGUUACUGGACCCAAGGUAGACAUUGAGGGCCCUGAUGUUAACAUUGAAGGACCAGAAGGAAAAUUGAAAGGUCCCAAAUUUAAGAUGCCUGAGAUGAACAUCAAAACCCCCAAGAUCUCCAUGCCUGACUUUGAUUUGCAUCUGAAAGGCCCGAAAGUAAAGGGUGAUGUGGAUGUUUCUCUGCCUAAAGUUGAAGGUGACCUGAAAGGUCCUGAAGUUGACAUCAAAGGCCCCAAAGUGGGUGUCAAUGUUCCAGAUAUGGAUGUUCAUGGCCCAGAUUGGCAUCUGAAAAUGCCCAAGGUGAAAAUGCCCAAGUUUAGCAUGCCAGGUUUCAAAGGAGAAAGUCCUGAGGUGGAUGUGAACCUGCCCAAGGCUGACAUUGAUGUCUCAGGACCCAAAGUGGACAUUGAAGGUCCUGAUGUUAACAUUGAAGGUCCUGAGGGAAAGUUAAAAGGUCCCAAGUUUAAGAUGCCCGAGAUGAACAUCAAGGCCCCAAAGAUCUCCAUGCCUGACAUUGAUCUUAACCUGAAAGGCCCCAAAGUGAAGGGUGAUGUGGAUGUGUCUUUACCAAAAGUGGAAGGUGACAUUAAGGCUCCUGAAGUGGAUAUUAAAGGCCCCAAAGUGGACAUUGAUGUCCCAGAUGUGGAUGUUCAUGGCCCAGACUGGCACCUGAAGAUGCCCAAGGUGAAAAUGCCCAAGUUCAGCAUGCCUGGCUUCAAAGGAGAAGGCCCUGAGGUGGAUGUGAAUCUGCCCAAAGGUGAUAUUAAUGUCUCAGGACCCAAGGUGGAUAUUGAUGUUCCAGAUGUUAAUAUCGAAGGUCCAGAUGCAAAACUGAAGGGUCCCAAAUUCAAGAUGCCUGAGAUGAAUAUCAAAGCUCCUAAGAUAUCAAUGCCAGAUUUGGAUCUCAAUCUUAAAGGUCCUAAAAUGAAAGGAGAUGUCGAUGUUUCACUUCCAGCUGUUGAAGGUGAUUUGAAAGGGCCUAGUAUUGACAUCAAGGGCCCGAAGAUAGAUUUGGAUGCUCCAGAUGUUGACAUUCAUGGCCCAGAAGGCAAAUUAAAAGGCCCAAAACUGAAGAUGCCUGACAUGCAUGUAAACAUGCCCAAGAUUUCCAUGCCAGAAAUUGACUUGAAUUUGAAAGGCUCAAAGCUCAAGGGAGAUGUUGAUGUUUCUGGGCCCAAGUUUGAAGGUGACAUUAAAGCUCCCAAGUUGGACGUAAAGGGCCCAGAAGUGGACAUUUCUGGUCCUAAGCUUAAUGUUGAAGGCAAGUCAAAGAAAUCUCGUUUUAAGCUUCCCAAAUUUAAUUUUUCGGGCUCCAAAGUUCAAAUGCCUGAGGUGGAUGUCAAAGUGAAAAAGCCAGAUAUUGAUGUAACAGGCCCCAAAGUUGAUAUCAAUGCUCCUGAUGUUGAGGUCCAAGGAAAAGCAAAAGGAUCCAAGUUCAAAAUGCCUUUUCUGAGCAUUUCAUCUCCUAAAGUUUCUAUGCCUGAUGUGGAGUUAAAUCUGAAAAGUCCUAAAGUCAAAGGAGACUUAGAUGUUACAGGUCCUAACUUAGAAGGUGACUUUAAAGGACCACAAGUGGAUCUUAAAGCACCAGAAGUUCAUCUUGAUGCACCUGAUGUGGAUGUACAUGGUCCAGACUGGAAUUUGAAAAUGCCCAAGAUGAAAAUGCCGAAGUUUGGUGUGCCUGGCUUAAAAGCAGAAGGGCCAGAUGUGGCUGUGGAUCUACCAAAAGGAGAUAUCCACAUAGAGGCUCCUAAAAUGGACAUUGAGGGCCCAGAAGUGAAUGUGGAAGGUCUAGAAGGAGGUUUAAAAGGUCCCAAAAUUAAGAUGCCUGACGUGAAUAUCAAAGCACCCAAGAUCUCCAUGCCUGACAUUGAUUUAAACCUGAAGGGCCCCAAGAUAAGAGGUGAUGUGGAUGUUUCUCUGCCCAAAGUAGAAGGAGAUCUAAAAGUGCCAGGGGUUGACAUCAAAGGUCCCAAAGUAGACAUUGGUGUUCCUGAUGUGGAUGUUCAUGGCCCAGACUGGCACCUAAAGAUGCCCAAAAUGAAAAUGCCAAAGUUCAACAUGCCUGGCUUCAAAGGAGAAGGCCCUGAGGUGGAUGUGAAUCUGCCCCAGGCCGACAUUGGUGUCUCAGGACCCAAGGUGGACAUUGAUGUUCCAGAUGUGAAUAUUGAAGGUCCAGAUGCAAAACUGAAGGGUCCCAAGUUCAAGAUGCCUGAGAUGAACAUCAAAGCUCCUAAGAUCUCCAUGCCUGACAUUGACUUAAACCUGAAGGGACCCAAAAUGAAGGGCGAUGUGGAUGUGUCUUUGCCAAAAAUGGAAGGUGACCUAAAAGGCCCUGAGGUGGACAUCAAGGGCCCCAAAGUGGACAUUGACACUCCUGAUAUUAACAUUGAAGGCCCAGAGGGGAAAUUGAAGGGGCCUAAAUUCAAGAUGCCAGAAAUGCACAUAAAGGCUCCCAAGAUCUCUAUGCCUGACAUUGAUUUAAACUUGAAAGGCCCCAAGGUAAAAAGUGAUAUGGAUAUUUCCCUGCCUAAGGUUGAAGGUGACCUGAAAGGCCCUGAAUUUGACAUCAAAGGCCCUAAAGUGGAUAUUGACGUCCCAGAUGUGGAUGUGCAUGGCCCAGAUUGGCACCUGAAGAUGCCCAAGAUAAAAAUGCCAAAGAUCAGCAUGCCAGGCUUCAAAGGAGAGGGCCCAGAAGUGGAUGUGAACUUGCCCAGGGCUGACAUCGAUGUCUCAGGACCCAAAGUGGACAUUGAGGGUCCUGAUGUUAACAUUGAAGGACCAGAAGGAAAGUUGAAAGGUCCUAAGUUCAAGAUGCCUGAGAUGAACAUCAAAGCCCCCAAGAUCUCCAUGCCUGACUUUGAUUUGCAUCUGAAAGGUCCUAAGGUCAAAGGAGAUGUGGAUGUUUCCCUCCCUAAGAUAGAAGGUGACUUGAAAGGCCCUGAAGUGGACAUCAAAGCCCCCAAAAUGGACAUUGAUGCACCAGAUGUGGACGUUCAUGGCCCAGACUGGCACCUUAAGAUGCCCAAGAUAAAAAUGCCCAAAAUCAGCAUGCCUGGCUUCAAAGGAGAGGGCCCAGAAGUGGAUGUGAACUUGCCCAGGGCUGACAUCGAUGUCUCAGGACCCAAAGUGGACAUUGAGGGUCCUGAUGUUAACAUUGAAGGACCAGAAGGAAAGUUGAAAGGUCCUAAGUUCAAGAUGCCUGAGAUGAACAUCAAAGCCCCCAAGAUCUCCAUGCCUGACUUUGAUUUGCAUCUGAAAGGACCUAAGGUCAAAGGAGAUGUGGAUGUUUCACUCCCUAAGGUGGAAGGUGACCUGAGAGGCCCUGAAGUGGACAUCAAAGCCCCCAAAAUGGACAUUGAUGCACCAGAUGUGGAUGUUCAAGGUCCAGACUGGCAUCUCAAGAUGCCCAAGAUAAAAAUGCCCAAGUUCAGCAUGCCCGGCUUCAAAGGAGAAGGCCCUGAGGUCGAUGUGAACCUCCCCAAAGCUGACAUUGACAUCUCAGGACCCAAGGUGGACAUAGACACUCCUGACAUUGACAUUCAUGGCCCAGAAGGGAAACUGAAGGGCCCCAAGUUUAAAAUGCCUGACCUGCAUCUCAAAGCACCCAAGAUCUCCAUGCCUGAGGUUGACCUGAAUCUGAAAGGCCCCAAAGUGAAGGGUGAUGUGGAUGUGUCUUUACCAAAAGUGGAAGGUGACAUUAAGGCUCCUGAAGUGGAUAUUAAAGGCCCCAAAGUGGACAUUGAUGUCCCAGAUGUGGAUGUUCAUGGCCCAGACUGGCACCUGAAGAUGCCCAAGGUGAAAAUGCCCAAGUUCAGCAUGCCUGGCUUCAAAGGAGAAGGCCCUGAGGUGGAUGUGAAUCUGCCCAAAGGUGAUAUUAAUGUCUCAGGACCCAAGGUGGACAUUGAUGUUCCAGAUGUGAAUAUCGAAGGUCCAGAUGCAAAACUGAAGGGUCCCAAGUUCAAGAUGCCUGAGAUGAACAUCAAAGCUCCUAAGAUCUCCAUGCCUGACAUUGACUUAAACCUGAAAGGUCCCAAAGUAAAGGGUGAUGUUGAUGUUUCCCUGCCUAAGGUUGAAGGUGACCUCAAGGGUCCUGGAAUUGACAUCAAAGGUCCCAAAGUGGACAUUGAUGCUCCCGAUGUGGAUGUUCAUGGUCCAGACUGGCACCUGAAGAUGCCCAAGGUGAAAAUGCCCAAGUUCAGCAUGCCUGGCUUCAAAGGAGAGGGCCCAGAAAUAGAUGUGAACUUGCCCAAGGCUGACAUUGAUGUCUCAGGACCCAAGGUGGACAUUGCUGUUCCAGAUGUGAGUGUUGAAGGUCCAGAUGCAAAACUGAAGGGUCCCAAAUUCAAGAUGCCUGAGAUGAACAUCAAAGCUCCCAAAAUCUCCAUGCCUGACCUUGACUUAAACUUGAAGGGCCCCAAAGUGAAGGGUAAUGUGGAUGUCUCUCUACCUAAAGUGGAAGGUGACCUCAAAGGCCCAGAAAUUGACAUGAAGGCACCCAAAUUGGACAUUGAUACUCCUGAUAUCAAUAUUGAAGGUCCAGAAGGAAAAUUGAAGGGGCCCAAAUUUAAGAUGCCAGAGAUGCACAUUAAAGCUCCCAAGAUCUCCAUGCCCGACUUUGACUUAAACUUGAAAGGGCCAAAGGCAAAGGGUGAUGUGGACCUUUCACUUCCUAAGGUAGAAGGUGAUCUGAAAGGGCCAGAGAUGGACAUUGAGGGUCCUGAAGGGAAACUGAAAGGCCCCAAAUUUAAGAUGCCUGAUGUGCAUUUUAAAACCCCACAAAUCUCCAUGAGUGACAUUGAUUUGAACUUGAAAGGACCAAAGGUAAAAGGAGAUUUGGACAUUUCCGUUCCUAAACUGGAAGGAGAUCUGAAAGGCCCCAAAGUGGAUGUUAAAGGCCCUAAGCUGGACGUAGACACUCCUGACAUUGACAUUCAUGGCCCAGAAGGGAAACUGAAGGGCCCCAAGUUUAAAAUGCCUGACCUGCAUCUCAAAGCACCCAAGAUCUCCAUGCCUGAGGUUGACCUGAAUCUGAAGGGUCCUAAAGUAAAGGGAGAUGUGGACGUGUCUCUGCCCAAAGUGGAAGGUGAUCUCAAGGGCCCUGAAGUUGACAUCAAAGGCCCUAAAGUGGACAUUGAUGUCCCAGAUGUGGAUGUUCAUGGCCCAGACUGGCACCUGAAGAUGCCCAAGGUGAAAAUGCCCAAGUUCAGCAUGCCUGGCUUCAAAGGAGAGGGCCCUGAGGUGGAUGUGAAUCUGCCCAAAGGUGAUAUUAAUGUCUCAGGACCCAAGGUGGACAUUGAUGUUCCAGAUGUGAAUAUUGAAGGUCCAGAUGCAAAACUGAAGGGUCCCAAGUUCAAGAUGCCUGAGAUGAACAUCAAAGCUCCUAAGAUCUCCAUGCCUGACAUUGACUUAAACCUGAAAGGUCCCAAAGUAAAGGGUGAUGUUGAUGUUUCCCUGCCUAAGGUUGAAGGUGACCUCAAGGGUCCUGGAAUUGACAUCAAAGGUCCCAAAGUGGACAUUGAUGCUCCCGAUGUGGAUGUUCAUGGUCCAGACUGGCACCUGAAGAUGCCCAAGGUGAAAAUGCCCAAGUUCAGCAUGCCUGGCUUCAAAGGAGAGGGCCCAGAAAUAGAUGUGAACUUGCCCAAGGCUGACAUUGAUGUCUCAGGACCCAAGGUGGACAUUGCUGUUCCAGAUGUGAGUGUUGAAGGUCCAGAUGCGAAACUGAAGGGCCCCAAAUUCAAGAUGCCUGAGAUUAAUAUCAAAGCUCCCAAAAUUUCCAUGCCUGAUGUCGAUCUAGAUUUGAAAGGACCCAAAGUCAAAGGAGACUUCGAUGUGUCUGUCCCUAAGAUUAAAGGUAAUUUCCAAGGCCCAGAAGUAGACCUUAAAGGUCCGGGUUUGGAUUUUGAAGGCCCAGAUGCCAAACUCAGUGGCCCACAUUUGAAGAUGCCAUCACUGGAUAUAUCUGCCCCUAAAGUAACUGUCCCUGAUGUCGAUUUGCAUCUCAAGGCACCCAAAAUCGGAAUUUCUGGUCCCAAAUUAGAAGGUGGAGAACUGGACUUUAAGGGGCCUAAUGUUGAUUUAGAAGCUCCAGACUUAGAUGUACACAUGGAGAGCCCGGAUGUUAACAUUGAAGGACCAGAUGUUAAAAUCCCUAAAUUUAAGAAACCCAAGUUUGGAUUUGGGGCGAAAGGCCCCAAAGCUGACCUGAAGUCACCUUCGGUUGAUGUGACUGUUCCUGAGGCAGAGUUGAACAUUGAAACUCCUGACAUUAGUGUUGGUGGCAAGGGCAAGAAGAGUAAGUUUAAAAUGCCUAAAAUUCACAUGAGUGGCCCUAAAAUUAAAACCAAGAAACAAGGCUUUGAUUUGAGUGUUCCUGGGGGUGAGAUCGACGCCAGCAUGAAGACUCCCGAUGUAGAUGUCAGUGUGACUGGGCCAGACGCCACACUGAAAGUCGACGCGAAAUCUCCAAAGACCAAGAAAACUAUGUUUGGAAAAAUGUACUUCCCAGAUGUAGAAUUUGACAUUAAAUCACCCAAAUUUAAAGCGGAGGCCCCCAAAAUGGAGGGUGAAAUCCAGGUUCCUGACCUUGAUAUGUCUUCACCAGGGAUGAGUGUGGAAGGUUCUGACAUCAAGCUGAAGGUGCCGAGUGUGGAUGUGUCUGGACCCAAGAUUGAGGGCAGCUUGAAAGGCCCCAGGGUGCAGGCAAACUUGGGUGCACCUGAUGUCAAUAUUGAAGGCCCAGAUGCUAAAGUCAAAGCACCAUCAUUCAACAUUUCUGCCCCUCAAGUCGCCCUCCCUGAUGUGAACGUUAGCUUGAAAGGACCAAAGAUAAAGGGUGAUGUCCCCAGUGUAGGAUUGGAAGGACCAGACAUAGAUCUGCAAGGUCCAGAAUCGAAAAUCAAGUUCCCCAAGUUUUCGAUGCCCAAGAUUGGCGUCCCUGGUGUGAAAAUGGAGGGUGGGGUGGCUGAGGCCCAUGCACAGCUGCCCUCGCUUGAAGGAAGCGUGAGCUCACCGGAUAUUAAGCUUGCAGGGCCCGAUGUGUCUCUGAAGGGGCCAAAAGUAGACUUGCCUUCAGUGAACCUCUCUAUGCCAAAAAUCUCCGGACCUGACCUUGAUCUGAACUUGAAAGGACCAAGUUUGAAGGGAGACCUGGCUGUCUCUGGUGACAUUAAAUGCCCUAAAGUAUCGGUAGGUGGCCCUGACCUAAGCUUGGAGACACCUGAAGGUGGUUUCAAACUUCCCCACAUGAAGCUACCCCAGUUCGGCAUCUCCUGUCCAGGGUCUGACUUGGACAUUAACGUCAAGGGGCCACAGCUUACUGGAGAUCUAAAGGGGCCAGGCAUGGACAUGAACCUCGGAGGACUGAACUUGAAAGGGCCACAGAUCUCUGGCCCUCAGAUCUCAGCACCGGAUGUGGACUUGAACUUGGAAGGACCAAAAGUAAAAGGGAGCCUUGGGGGCAUUGGUGAGAUGAAAGGCCCCUCUUUUGGAGGAGGUCUUCCAGGCAUCAGUGUUCAAGGCCUGGAAGGGAGCCUCCAAGUGCCCGGAAGUAAGGCCUCUGCAUGUGGCGUGGGGCUGCAAGGUGUGCAUGUGAAACUCCCCACCGGGCAAAUUUCUGGCCCUGAAAUCAAAGGCAACCUGCCAGGAAUAGGUGUCCACGGGGCCGCUCCCGACAUCAGUGUGAAAGGGCCUUCAUUUAACACGGCAUCUCCGCAGUCUGAUUUUGGUAUUGGCUUGAAGGGCCCGAAAAUCAAAGGAGGUGUGGAUGUUUCAGGGGGUGUCAGUGUCCCAGACGUCAGCCUGGGGGAAGGGCACAUGAGUGUCAAAGGUUCUGGGGUUGAGUGGAAAGGACCCCAGGUGUCCUCUGCUCUCAACUUGGAUGCCGGAGGACUUCAUUUCUCAGGACCAAAAGCAGGAGGAGGUGCGAAAGGCCAGAUUGGACUCCAGGGUCCUGGACUGAGUGUAUCUGGGCUUCAAGGUCAGUUGGAAAGCAGAUCUGGAAAAGUAACAUUCCCUAAGAUGAAGAUCCCCAAAUUCACCUUCUCUGGCCGUGAGCUGGUUGGCAGAGAAGUGGGGGUGGAUAUCAAUUUCCCCAAAGCAGAGGCCAGUGUCCAGCCUGGUGCCGGAGAGGGCGAGUGGGAAGAGUCCGAUGUAAAACUUAAAAAGUCCAAAAUCAAAAUGCCCAAGUUCAAUUUUUCUAAACCUAAAGGGAAAGGCGGUGUCACCAGCUCCCCAGAAGCGUCCAUCUCGGGGUCCAAAGGGGACCUGAAGAGCUCGAAGGCCAGCCUGGGCUCCCUGGAGGGGGAAGCAGAGGCGGAAACAUCUUCACCCAAAGCCAAGUUCUCCUUGUUUAAAAGUAAGAAGCCACAGCACCGCUCCAAUUCCUUCAGCGACGAAAGGGAGCUCUCUGCACCUUCCACCCCGACCGGGACUUUGGAGUUUGAAGGUGGGGAAGUGUCGCUGGAAGGUGAGAAAGUCAAAGGGAAACACGCGAAGCUGAAGUUUGGUACCUUUGGUGGAUUAGGGUCAAAGAGCAAAGGUCAUUAUGAGGUGACUGGAAGUGAUGAUGAGGCAGGCAAGUUACAGGGGAGUGGAGUGUCCUUGGCCUCUAAGAAGUCCAGACUGUCCUCUUCCUCCAGCAAUGACAGUGGGACGAAGGUUGGCAUACAGCUUCCCGAGGUGGAGGUGGUGGUUUCCACGAAGAAGGAGUAGCAGGCCUUCGUGUACAUACAUGUAUAAAGAUCCAUCAGCUUCGGGUGUGUUUGUAUAUGACCUCCCCAGAGAAACACGCCGACAGCCUCAGCAGCAGUGCGACCAGCUGGCCUCUGCCGGCGGCGGGUGCUGAGCCAGCUGCCAUCCAGCUCCUGGAGCCUCACGGGCAGGCCGGGGCUUCAAGUCCCACCAGCCCGUGUGCAGAGUCGCGGCGUGUGCCUGGGGAUUUCGGUUUUGUUGCUGCCGUUGCAGAUUGUGCGCUGGGAGCUCCUGUUUACUACGCCAGCUUUUGUGUUUAUUAUUAUCCUCAUUUUUACUGAACAUUGUUAGUGUCGGGGUAAUGGAGACCCACUUUUUCAUUGCAAUGAUGACUUUGGGGGCUUUUGUUAGCAAGGGGGGUGGGGUAGAAAGGCAGUAGAGGGGGGCCAGACCUCCAUUUUCUCCUAAAAUCGGAUGUACGCAAACAGCCAACACCCAAAGAGGGCCGAGAGGAGGUGGCAGGCUGGGUGUGUGGGUGUUGUUUUAGAAUUCUCUUCAGCAUCGCUUUGUCCCCCAGGGGUGGUGGUCCCAGCCGGUGGGGCGCUUCAGUCAGAGGGAAUUAGAAACUGUGCCAAUCGGCCGACCCACUAGCCGAACACCGGGGGCUUCCAUUCCGUGUGUUGGAAGAGAAACGUUUUCUUCGUGGCCACCAUUUUCCUGAUUAGUUCUGAUUUCUUGUAACAGUUGUUAUCAUGAUUAAGGAAUUUUCCCGCACUUUAAUGGCAACCUAAUUAAGAAUGUAAGAAAAUCGACGCUGUCAAAGGCAAAUAAAGCUGUGUAUUAACCCUGA
Artibeus jamaicensis (Jamaican fruit-eating bat) is the source of this 18048-nucleotide messenger RNA. RefSeq names its product AHNAK nucleoprotein (gene AHNAK). The transcript is spliced from 6 exons. The record is from RefSeq and is a predicted model, not a curated record. Gene Ontology annotation, biological process: regulation of RNA splicing. Gene Ontology annotation, cellular component: costamere; cytoplasm; nucleus. The coding region runs from base 393 to 17219 and encodes 5608 amino acids. Gene Ontology annotation, molecular function: protein binding. NCBI's taxonomy places the organism in Eukaryota, Metazoa, Chordata, Mammalia, Chiroptera, Phyllostomidae.